Camellia sinensis is the source of this 997-nucleotide messenger RNA. RefSeq names its product cytokinin riboside 5'-monophosphate phosphoribohydrolase LOG8. The record is from RefSeq and is a predicted model, not a curated record. NCBI's taxonomy places the organism in Eukaryota, Viridiplantae, Streptophyta, Magnoliopsida, Ericales, Theaceae. Gene Ontology annotation, cellular component: nucleus; cytosol. Gene Ontology annotation, biological process: cytokinin biosynthetic process. Gene Ontology annotation, molecular function: hydrolase activity, hydrolyzing N-glycosyl compounds.
AUGGAAGGCAAUUCACUAAGGAAAUUCAAGAGAGUCUGUGUCUUCUGUGGAAGCAACUCUGGCAAUAGACAAGUCUUCAGUGAUGCUGCUUCUGAAUUGGGGAAUGAACUGGUCAAGCGGAAGAUGGAUUUGGUAUAUGGUGGAGGAAGUGUCGGGUUGAUGGGUUUGAUUUCCCAGAGAGUGCAUGCUGGAGGUUGCCAUGUUCUUGGGGUCAUUCCGAAAGCUCUUAUGCCUCUUGAGAUAUCAGGUGAAACUGUUGGAGAAGUUAGAAUUGUUUCAGACAUGCAUGAGCGUAAAGCUGAAAUGGCUAGAGAGUCCGAUGCUUUUAUAGCUCUUCCCGGUGGAUAUGGAACCAUGGAGGAGCUGUUGGAGAUGAUAACAUGGUCACAACUCGGAAUUCAUAAAAAACCGGUUGGUCUGCUAAAUGUUGAUGGGUACUAUAACUCCUUGCUUGCAUUAUUUGAUAAUGGUGUUGAAGAAGGUUUCAUCAAGCCAAGUGCUCGCCACAUCGUCCUCUCCGCUCCAACUGCCAAAGAUCUUUUAGUAAAGAUGGAGCAAUACACUCCUUCCCAUGACCAUGUUGCCCCUCACGAAAGCUGGCAGAUGGAGCAACUGGGUAAUUACCCAAAUGAACAGAAUCCGAAAUGAAUAAUAUUGUUUGGUGGUGCCAACUGCAACUCACAUGGGAUUCUCUGAGGAUCACCCUACCUGGAGGGACCAAAGUUCCUAGGCCAGCUUCUCCCACCUGCCUGGUCUAAGUUCAAUAAUUCUAUGUACACAAAAUCAAUCACAGAAUCAACCACAAAAAAUAUAACUGGAGUAAUGUGAGUGGAACUGUUUCGGUCUCUUUAGCAUUGGGCUCUACUGUAUGAUAUGUAUUACUAGAAUUAUGUGCUUUAGUAUCUGAUGUGCACAACUAAAAUUGUUUUAUGUGAUUGGUUCUAUGUUAUAGAAUUAUUGAUCUAAGUUAAGUAUGCAACACCUCUUUGUACCUUGA